ACCUUUAAAAAGAUUGGCAAAAAAAACAAUAAACAAUAAACAAAACAAAACUUGUAAUAUUAACAAGUUUGUAAGCAGUUUCUCUUUUUUUUUCCUUCGACUGCAGCAGAAUUUUGAACCAUCCACCUCAAAAAAUGAGUACACUGGCGGAAAAAAAUUUCAACAUAAAGCAAAUUGAUGUAAACUUGCAUAAUCGGCACUGCAUUAUACUGUUCCAACUCUCGAGUCAAAUGUUUCAAUAAUUAACAACCAUGGACUUGAGGAGUGUCUCCAUCCAUAAAUAGUAAGCUCCAAAGUCAAUCUCUCCCUACUUUGUCAUGUCCUUCCAUCCACCAUUUUUUCCAAUCAUUUUGACCAUAUUACCAUUGACCAUUGAAUUUGAAUGUUCGUCGUAUAUAUAAAAUAGUGAUGAAAGUAGCACCCAUAAGUUGUACUUUCUUCCUCCCCGUAUAUAUAGUUUUGAACACAUUCAGAAUUUCAGAUGCUAUCAGCUUGCUUCUGCUGCAUCCAUGGCAAAUUUGUAUUUUCUAUAUAGUCAUAUUGGACUCAUAAUCUUCUUCCUUCCUUGUUUUCUAUCUUGUCCCGAUCAAAAGUCGGCCCUCCUCCUCUUCAAAGCCUCUCUUGUCUCCACUACGACGUCUCCCGAUAGCUCCAUCCCUAUCUUCUCCUCUUUGGACUCAUGGAACUCGACUUCAGAUUGCUGCCAUUGGGACAGAGUUGUCUGCUCUUCUUCGGAUUCUCGCUUGAGGAUGGUUCAAGGUCUCAAUCUUUACUCUCUUGCUUCGAGGAUUGUUGAUGAUCCAUUGCCACUUGAUGGUAAGGCAUUGAUGCCACUUUUCAGCAUUAGAAGCUUGAUGUUACUCGAUUUGUCUUCAAACUUCUUUGAGGGCGGAAUCUCAGGAGUCGGGUUUGGUAAUCUAAGUAAGAUGGUUUUUCUUAAUCUAAUGCAGAAUAAGUUCAGUGGUUCAAUUCCUCCACAGUUGUAUCGUCUGCGAUACCUUCAAUAUCUCGACAUGAGCAGCAAUUUGCUCAGUGGAGCUCUAACUUCAGAAGUGAGGUUUCUUGGGAACUUGAGAGUGUUGAAGUUGGAUAGCAAUUCUCUUAGCGGAAAACUUCCCGAGGAAAUCGGCAACCUAAAAAUGUUGCAGAAACUGAUCAUUCGUGGCAAUAACUUCGUAGGCCAAAUCCCAACCUCCAUUGUCAAUCUAAAAUCUUUAGAGACACUGGAUAUGAGGGACAAUAAAUUUACAAUGGGGAUUCCUUCGGAUAUUGGCAGUCUGUCCAACUUAAUGUAUUUGGCCUUGAGCAAAAACAAACUAACUGGCACAAUUCCAACAUCGAUACAACACAUGGAAAAGUUGGAACAGUUGGAAUUGGAAAACAACUUACUUGGAGGGCAUGUGCCAAUAUGGUUGUUCGAUAUGAAAGGGCUGGUAGGCUUGCUGAUUGGAGGCAAUUUGAUGACUUGGAACAACAGUGUUAAAAGCGUAAAACCAAAGCACAUGCUUUCUCGACUAUCGUUAAAGUCUUGUGGGCUCAUAGGAGAGGUCCCAGAAUGGAUUUCUUCACAGAAGACUCUGAAUUUCUUGGAUUUGAGUAAGAACAAGCUAGAAGGAACUUUUCCUCUAUGGCUGGCUGAAAUGGCUCUUGGUUCCAUUAUUCUCUCAGACAACCAGCUUUCGGGUUCUCUUCCUCCUCGUCUCUUUGAGUCACUAAAUCUGUCUGUGCUUGACCUGUCUAGGAACAACUUUUCUGGAGAACUGCCUGAAAAUAUUGGUAACGCUAAUACUAUUAUGCUGCUAAUAUUAUCUGACAAUAAUUUUUCUGGUGAAGUUCCAAAAUCCAUCUCGAAGAUUCAUCGCCUACUGCUGCUGGACUUAUCGAGGAACAAGCUAUCUGGGAAUACAUUCCCAGUUUUUGAUCCAGAUGCAUUUCUUGCAGUCAUAGACUACUCCUCAAAUGACUUCUCGGGUGAGAUUCCAACAACCUUCCCUCAACAAACUAGGAUUCUUUUAUUAAGCAAUAAUAGAUUUUCUGGUAGCUUGCCCAAGAACUUAACUAACUGGACCUUGCUCGAGCACCUAGAUCUCCAUAACAACAAUAUCUCUGGUGAAUUGCCCGAAUUUCUUUCCAAACUCUCCACACUUCGAGUUCUGAUUUUGAGAAACAACUCCUUCACAGGUCCAAUCCCAAAAGGCAUCUCUAAGCUCAGUAUCCUACAUAUCCUUGAUCUCUCCAGCAACGAUUUGGUUGGAGGAAUACCAACUGAGAUAGGGCAACUAAUGGGAAAGGUCGUCGAGAGUCCCGAGAUACCAAACUUGUCAGGGAACCAUCUUAGCGGAGAGAUUCCAGUAUCAAUUGGUAAUCUGAAGGCCAUAAAGCUUCUCAACCUAGCAUACAACAACCUGUCUGGCAAUAUACCAUCAAGUGUGGGUAAAUUAGAAAAUGUGGAGACCUUGGACUUGUCUCACAACAAGCUCUCAGGCUCGAUCCCAGAAUCAUUAGCCAAGCUGCAUCAAUUGACGGUUCUCGACGUGAGCAACAACAAGCUCACAGGCAGGAUUCCAGUUGGGUGUCAGAUGGACACCAUGAACACUCUGAGCUACUAUGCCAUAACAGCGGGUUAUGUGGAAUUCAAAUCCAGCAGCCAUGUCCAGAACAGGAGCAACCAACAAAACCAAUAGAGGAGGAAGAAGAGCAACAAGUGUUUUCCUGGAUAGGAGCAGGAAUUGGGUUCCCAGUUGGCUUUGCGUUUACAAUGCUAAUUGUAUACAUGUGUGGGUAUUUCAGUCCACUAACACCACGUAGACGCAUCAUUGGCAGGACAUG
This is a messenger RNA of Benincasa hispida (wax gourd), 2829 nucleotides long. The record is from RefSeq and is a predicted model, not a curated record. Lineage: Eukaryota; Viridiplantae; Streptophyta; Magnoliopsida; Cucurbitales; Cucurbitaceae.